CUUUAUCAUAAUUCAUUGCACAUUCGAAAUGAUGUUCAUUCCUCUCUCUUUUCUUCUGUUGCUGUCCGUCCUCUCAUUCACACUGGCCUCUCCUGCUCCUACAAUUGUCUCGUCAUCGAUAUCUUCUACACAUAUCUCAUCGAAGAGAAUCUCUGUAUCCGUCUCAUCGAAGAUAAGCUCUGUCUCCACCUCUCCAAAGGCACAAUCCACCUUCAUUGCGUCGAAAUCCUCCAAAUCUGUCUCGUCGAAGAGCUUACCAGCGAUCGUCUCGUUGAAGAAGUCUCUAGCAACCGUCUCGUCAAAGCAGUCCUCAGCUACCGUCUCACCGAAGACAACCUCGAAACCCGUCUCUUCAAAGACUCCUACAGCCGCCUCUUCCGUGGAACUAUCUAUUCCAGUCCCGUCUGAAACUGCAGCAUCUAAUCAAUCCGGACCCGAUGCCACGUCUUCCUCACGAAUCCAAGCGCCCUUUGAAGUGACUCACACAGGCUACCAUGAUCCCGGCCAAGACCACACACUCUACCCCGAAUACUUCUUUACUAAAGUCUCCGAUCCUGUAACAAACACCACCACGGGAUGUCUGUUCUACCAUGUCUACGUUCCUCAUAAUCGUUGGCCCAGCAUCUGGACUUAUUGCCAGGACCCUACUUUCGCGAUCAAGAUGGCUUAUUAUUCUUGGGAUAGACCUUCUUGGGGGUUGGAGUUCAGACACCAAUAUCAGGAGUGAGUUUUUCUGAACCAACGGCGCAUGUAUCGGAGCUGACGUAAUGUACAGGGAUGGCCAGAAGUGUGAUGAUGAAUCCAGCGACGAUUGCACCACUGUGCAUGCGUUCGUUUCGGUUGACUCGAAUACGCCAGGGUUUACUUCGAACGGAGGAGGUUUCUCUAACACGGAUUAUUACAAAGGGCCUGCGUAUGCGGGUGUGACCUUCAGGUGUACAGGCGAUUGUGGAGUGGUUUCGACAGAGAAGAUUGAGCCUUACCACGUCAAUGGGUAAUAGAAUGGAGAUAGAGGCAGCUGUAUCGGGCCUUGUGACAAGAUCAUGUUCUUCUGAGAGAGCGAAA
Molecule: messenger RNA, 1065 nt
Organism: Aureobasidium pullulans EXF-150
Lineage: Eukaryota; Fungi; Ascomycota; Dothideomycetes; Dothideales; Saccotheciaceae
Exons: 1
Coding region: 29-727 (232 amino acids)
Source: RefSeq, a predicted model, not a curated record